This is a messenger RNA of Klebsormidium nitens, 3524 nucleotides long. Lineage: Eukaryota; Viridiplantae; Streptophyta; Klebsormidiophyceae; Klebsormidiales; Klebsormidiaceae. The record is from the annotation of a GenBank genome assembly.
CUUUGAAAGCCUGACAUGCCGGUCAUUGGUGACAAUGUCAGAUCCAAAAAUGCCGCUGCUGCAAUCGUGAUUAGAUGAUCUUUCCUCCAGAAGAAGGAUUUCGUGUUCAAUUUGGCCGAGUUGCUUCCUUUCCUUGAUGCUUGAAGGCUUUUCCAAGCAAUGCUGUGCAAUGUUUUUCGGAAACUUUAAAAUUCAAUCAGGACAGUUCAUACAUGUACGGCUUCCUUGCAAAGAGAACGUCCGAAGGGAGCAGCCCUCCAGAUUGCCAUGGGCUUCCAAGUUGGUGGGAGCCAUCUGCACAUACUGUAGUGUUGAGAUCAGGCAUCAGCAAGCAUGAGGUUCGCUCCUCCCUUGCGCCCUGAUAGGGAGUCUGCAGACUCUGGGACAAGCAGGGCUGCUUUGAUAAAUUCUGCAGUAGGCAACUCGUUCCUCUCUCCACGGAAGGGCCGUCCUUCCAAUGGCAAACCAGACGGGAGUCAGCCAGAAAGUACAAAGCCAGCAACAAUCGUGCAAAUUGGGGGAAAGGUCCCAACCUUGGCAAUCUCCCAGAUGCAGAGCCAGAGGGAAGAGAAGGAGAAUCUAGGACAUCUGUCUGCGCGCAGUUUCAGGGGGCAGUCAGAUGCAGCGGCAGCAGAGAGAAUGGUGCACAGCGCAAGAAGUUUAUCCCCCCAGAGGAGAACCAGGCUGCAGAGGAUGCUUGAGAGGGAAGGCUUGAAGGAAGCCUUAAGCACAUUGCUGCAGGCAACGAGCCCCCGCAAGAAGUGGGACCCAGCUUUGGUGGAAGAUCAGGUGGACAAGCUCCUGGGGGGGCAGGGCAACAGCCUCCACCCCUCCCCCAGCAAAGUACGUCCAGCGAUGGAAGCUCAGACUAGCCAAGGGGGGCAGGACCCUGAAAAUAAGCAUGGAGAAAGCCCGAUUAGAGCACGCCCCGCAAGGGACUUGCGGCCCGCCACAGCGGGGGUGAGCCCAACGAGACGAAGCCAGGACCUACAAAGGGGGGGUGCGGAAGACCAAGGGCGGCCGUCUACUGCGAGUGCAGGUUCGCAGAGGGGCCAGCUGGAAGGGGGGGUAAAGCGAGAGGAUGACGCGCAGGAAAGGAGCCUUAGCCCCCGAAAGGCCCCCCUACCGAGGCCGGGCACGGCGGGUGGGGUGGAGCAGAAGGGGGACUCGGUGCAGCUGAUGCCAACAUACACGGUGGCGGGGAAGAGGAUGCCGCUGAUCCAGCUGUUGCGGGAAAAGAUCUGGCAGCGGUCCCCCGGCGGUGCUCACCAGCUGCUCAAGUGCUUCAACCAGCUGGACCGCGACCACAGCGGCGCCAUCAGCCAGGACGAGAUGCGGCGCUUCCUCGCCACCUUCCACGUGGACGUCGACCCACGCACGCUGCACGCCUUCGUCUCAGCGCUCGACGCGAACAAGGACGGCAACAUCGACUACGAGGAUUUUGUCCAGAAGCUGCUCCCGGAGGACUUCCCCGGGCGCAACGGCAUGGGCCGCUUCGGCGGCGGCCAGGAGAACUACCUCAUCACGAAGCUCAACACCGCGCGUGCGUUCGAGGCGCGCCGGCGGGCGGCCGUGCAGCAGUGGCAGUCGCGCAUGUCGGUGGACGACCUGGAGCGGCUGAUGCGCGAGAAACUAGAGGGGCGGGUGCGCGGCGGGCCGAGCCACCUGCGCAAGGCGUUCCGCUACCUGGACCGCGACGGCGACGGGAAGCUCAGCCCGGCGGAAUUCCAGCUGAUGCUGGGCACGUUCAACAUCAACCCGAGCCCCGACGAAUACGCUGCACUGCUCGCGCGGUACGACCCCAACGGCGACGGCGUGAUCGACUACUACGAGUUCAUUGACAAGCUGAUGCCCCCGGAGUUCGAGACAAAGAAACAGAUGGCCCAACGGAGAGCCGAGAAGAUGCAAGCGGAAUCCAGCAAGCGGCUGGAGUUCUACGAGCAGGCGUUCCGGGAAGCGGCGGCCCCUCCACACCCGAACGGCGCAGAAGCGUCCGUUCGGCUGUCCCUCGAGAGCAUCCGGAAGGCGUGCGCGGACAAACACCUGCCGUUGGAUGACGAAGCCAUGCAACUGAUGGCCGACACGUGUCGCGCCAGCGCGGACGGCAAGCUGGACGUCCGGCAGUUCGCGCAGCAGCUGCGCGCGGCCGCGGACCGCGCGGUGGCGCGCGAAGUGUUGCACGUGCCGCGCGACCUGAUGGCUGGGUUCGGAAACCCGGCCGACGGGCCGGCGGGCGCGCGCGCGGGCGGCAGCGCGGCCGCGCUGGUCAGCGGCAAGCGGCCAAUGACCCUCGCCCAGGUGGCGGAGAUGUUCAACGAGAAGGUGGCCGGCAGGUUCCACGGGCGAGGCCCGCAAGAGGACAUGCGCAUGGCCUUCGCCCACUUCGACGUCACCGGACGCGGUAAGCUGGACCACGCUGACGUCAGCCGGGCCUUCCAGAACUUCAACAUGCGGCUGACGGCCAGCCAGAAGCAGGAGCUGCUUGCCAAGUUGGACCCCGAACAGACCGGUUUCGUCACGUUCGCGGCCUUUGACACAGUGCUCGGCACCAAGCCGGACCUGGGCUUCUUCCCCGAGAAGCGCCCGGGGCCCUUCGUGCCGCUGCAGAAGAACGGGCGCCCCUUCACGGCGACCCCGCGCGUCAACAACGUCAGCAUGGAGGUCUGGGGCCAGCUGGACGGGUCGCCGCAAGUGGGCCCCGCGGGGGCCGGCAAGGAAGAGGAGCCUGCCACGUCACCUCGGCGCCUGAUCAUGACCCCCCGGAGCGCCCUCCAGUCCUCUAACGGCACUCGGCCCCAAACUUCCCAGAGCCUAGCGGGCCGCCGCCCGGGCACGACGUCCCCGGUUGCCAGCAGCGAAGAUGGGUCGGUUGACGGCGGCCAGAAGAACCGGCGCCCUAGCGGCAGGAGCUCGUCCGGGCUCCUCUACCGGUCGCCGUACGCAGCGGAAAGCUCGGGCGUUCUGAGGAAACCGAGCAGGCACCCGGGCGGCAACGCGCCCCUGCCGAACCUCCCGGUCGCGAGCAGGCCGUCGACGGCUGCGUCGGCCGCGAAACCCCAGAACUUCGACUUUGGCGGUCUUACGCCGCGGUAACUAGGGCGGCCUGUGCAUGGGGCUAGGAUGCGUGCGAACUAACUUAUUAUACGGGUGGCUAACAAAGUUUGCGUUGGAUAUCUAGGUGUAGGGUAGAGUGUACAGCUUUUGCGGGCGCAGAAGGUACCGCAUAAUGCGAGCCAGCCGACUGUUGCAAAGUCGUCAAAAGAUGACGAGAUGACGUAGGGAAGCCUGGCAUACUUUCACCGUACCUCCUCGCUCUGACGGACUUAUACAGAUGAUGAGUACCUGUUGACAAGCUUUCAGUGUUAAGUUUCGGGACUGUGGCAGCGUAGAAGAGAGUAUGUAGCGGAAGCUCAGAGAUACUUCCAAGUAUUGACGAGACAUUUAACACUGGUAGGUCCUUUGCUAUAUAUUGCGGCUAGCUCAACAGCUUAUAUGAGGGCCGGUUUGAGCAUGCAAAACCUAGC